Molecule: messenger RNA, 853 nt
Organism: Anoplophora glabripennis (Asian longhorned beetle)
Lineage: Eukaryota; Metazoa; Arthropoda; Insecta; Coleoptera; Cerambycidae
Product: putative glycine-rich cell wall structural protein 1
Exons: 2
Coding region: 43-363 (106 amino acids)
Source: RefSeq, a predicted model, not a curated record
CGGAAGUUUCAUAGUGGUUAAGUUAAUGUUUUUGUUUCGAAAAUGCUUUGUGGUGUAAUGUUAAAAUUUAUCACUGUUUUAACCUUAUUGCUGUUGGCAGAUGCCAACCCCACAAUUAAAAAAUUAUUGGGUGGCAAAAGUGAUGGUGGUGGUGGAAGUGGAGGAGGAGGUGGAGGAGGCCAGCCGGUAGUUGUCGUGCCUAUAUCCGUUCAACCUCAGCCAGUUCCUCAACCUCAGCCAGCUCAUCAACCAGUUCAGCAAUCCUCGGGGGGUAAAAAAGCAGGUGGAGGAGUAUUAGUAGUUGGUGGUGCUUUCGGAAUUAGCGAAGGCGGCGGACAUGAAGGAGGAAAGAAGAAGGGAUGAGGAACAUACAGUAUAACAAAAAUGUUGAUUCUUUCUCUUUAGUAUUAAAUCUAGUUUAAUAUGUAGUAGAAUAAUGUUAACUGCAUAGAAUAUAUGUGUAGAUACCAAAAUUAUAUACGUUUCUUUGCAAAUAGUUGUUUAAUGUGAAGUAUUUUGCAUUAAAGUUUCGAUUAUUAAUUUGAAAUUUAGUUGUAAUUUCUCUAAAUAUUAAUUAAACAUUUUUGGUAUUUCAACAAAAUGUUAGCAAGUGGGGAAAUAAAUAAUAAAUUCUUAAUAUUUUAUAUGUCUACCUAUCUAUAUCUUCACUUUUUGCGACAUAAUUUAUUCUCUCAUUUGAUAAAAUAUCAGCACGGCCUUUAAACAUUAACCCGGGCGAUAAAAAACUUAAAACCACUAAUAUACAGGGUGCUUAAAUUUGAUCAAGAAAAUCCUUGACAAAUUUUAGUGCGGCCGUAUGAUUUCUUUUAAUAUACGAAGUCUGUUCAGAAAA